GAGGAAUUCUCGAAACGGCCCCUGCUGCGUAAAGCGUCCCCCUUCUGAUAUUACUUCCAUGCGUUCUCAUUCACGAACUCCUCAGAGCUCGCGGCGGCACAGAAGAAUCUAGCGUUGAAGAAGCGGCGAGCAAUUUCACUCAAUUCCUCACUCACCGUCGAUUUUCCAUUCCUUUUUGAUCUUACAUUUCCAAUCGGACAUCCAAAGAGCAUAAGACAAAAUUAAUGGCAUCCAAGUUGACUCAGUUACAGUCCAAGGCCACUCAAGCAUCACGAUUUGUGUUAAAGAAUGGGUGUUCCUACUACAAGCAAUUGUUGGAGCAAAACAAGCAAUUUAUUCAGGAGCCAGCUACAGUGGAGAAAUGCAACGAGCUUUCUAAGCAAUUAUUAUACACUCGCCUUGCUAGUCUUCCAGGUCGGUAUGAGUCCUUCCAUAAGGAACUCGAUUGCGUAAAAAAUUUAUGGAAGAACAGACAAGAGCUGAAGGUGGAAGAUGCUGGUAUUGCUGCUCUAUUUGGGCUCGAAUGCUUUGCAUGGUUUUGUGCUGGUGAAAUUGUGGGAAGGGGAUUUACUUUCACAGGAUACUAUGUCUGAGGUUCUUCACUUGGUAAAACAAUGUCUUCAGUUCAUCCUUAAGCUUUGCUUUCCUGCAGUUGUUUGUACCAUUCGAAUAACUCGAAUUCUGCAUGAAAUUUUGUUGUUUUUUCUGCAAAAAUUUUUCUGAAGUUGAGUACUUGGGCGAGGAAAUCAGUUUACUUAAUAAUCCAUGUAUCCGAAGUAACUUGGAUGGAUAAUGAUGCUGUUACUCUGCCUGCUUCCUGUUUUGAAUCUUGAUAGAAAACUUUCAAUUGUGAGUUCAUACCCUCUCUUUAUUC
Molecule: messenger RNA, 874 nt
Organism: Momordica charantia (bitter melon)
Lineage: Eukaryota; Viridiplantae; Streptophyta; Magnoliopsida; Cucurbitales; Cucurbitaceae
Biological process (GO): proton motive force-driven ATP synthesis
Molecular function (GO): proton transmembrane transporter activity
Source: RefSeq, a predicted model, not a curated record